GUAAUUGGAUAUGUAAGAAAGUCUCCUGGCAAAGAGAAAAUGGAAACUCGAAUUCGUCUUCUACAAAAAAUGACGGACAGGUUAUUUUUCAGGUCUCUGGUUGAUAAGAGCGUUGUCUCGGCUACAGUGUGUCAAAUGAAACGAUUGCAAUCAAGAGUUUUUUUUACUGUUAUCUUUUUUUUUAACAAUAUAUCUUUUCAUUACUUUAUCUUUUUUAUACUUUUGUCUUUAUUAUUUUGA
Molecule: messenger RNA, 240 nt
Organism: Halteromyces radiatus
Lineage: Eukaryota; Fungi; Mucoromycota; Mucoromycetes; Mucorales; Cunninghamellaceae
Exons: 1
Source: RefSeq, a predicted model, not a curated record